AAUUCAUUCGCUUCAGAGUUCAGCCCGCAGGCCGCAUUCGAAUUCUGACAGGACCCGGUACGGGCGUUCGAGGUCUCUUUUUUUCGAGAAAAUUGCAGUUGUGAAUAGACGACUUCUAUUAUUUGUCUCUACUACAAACGAUAGUAUUUAAACGUCUAAGAUGACUGUGGAGGAAGGAGUUGAUAUCACUAAAGCCCAAGAUGGUGGAGUUCUGAAAAGAAUUAUUAAGGAAGGCAAAGGCACUGAAACUCCGAACGUGGGAUGCCAGGUGAUCGUGCAUUACACUGGAACACUUCUAGAUGGAACCAAGUUUGAUUCCAGCAAGGACAGAAAUGAACCAUUUGAAUUUCAACUCGGCAAAGAUAUGGUGAUAAAGGGAUGGGAAGAAGGCGUUGCGACUAUGAAGAUGGGCGAGGUCGCGAUGUUGAUCUGUCAACCGGAAUACGCUUACGGCGAGCAGGGCAACCCGCCCAAGAUACCGCCCAACGAGACGCUGCAGUUCGAGAUCGAGGUGUUGGAUUGGAAGCUGGAAGACUUGAGCCCUAACAAGAACAAGGGUAUCCUGAGAUAUGUGGUGGAACAGGGCACAGGGCGAGACUGUCCCAACGAUGGCUCAGCUGUUACUGUGGAACUGGAAGGAAAGCUUACGGACGGGACCGUGUUCGACAACCGUACGGUUUCCUUUGUGUUGGGGGAGGGCGCUGAAAUUAAUAUAUGCCACGGACUGGAACGGGCCAUAGAGAAAUUCAAUCUCAGCGAAAAGUCCAUAUUGACUAUACAGCCGAAAUAUGCCUUCAUGUCCGAGGGCAAUUCGGAAAUGGGGGUUCCCCCGAACGCUGUAGUGGAGUAUACCGUGAAACUGGUCAGCUUCGAGAAGGCCAAGGAGCCGUGGGCGAUGAGCGCCGACGAGAGAGUCCAGCAAGCGAAGAUAUGCAAAGAGAAAGGCACAAAUUACUUCAAAGAUAACAAGUACCAGAUGGCCAUCAAGAAGUAUAAGAAAGUCUGUACUCUGCUGGAAGACAUGGUAGACGACAUCACCCAGAAGUCCGAGUACCGCAACGCUGGUAAGAGACUCCUACUGGCGGUUCAUCUCAACCUGGCCCUGGUGUAUCUGAAGGUGUCGGCUUUCUACCCCGCCAACGACCACGCCAACAAGGCCCUCAAGUUCGACCCCAAGAACGUCAAGGGUCUGUUUAGAAGGGGCCAGGCUCUACUGGCCAUCGAGGAGGCGGAGAAAGCGCUCCAAGACUUCGAGAAGGUCGUGCAAGCUGAGCCCGAAAAUAAGGCGGCUGCGAACCAGAUCAAGGUGUGCAGGUCGGUGAUCGCGAGGCAGAAGCAGAAGGAGAAGCUGCUGUACGCCAACAUGUUCGACAAGUUCGCCAAACACGACUCCGAGGUGGAGAGGCUGCGAGCUAAAGCCGCUGCGGACGCUUACAGCGGCCCGGUGGGGGAGUGGGCGGGGGAGGGAGGGGAGGGAGAGUGGACGGAGAGGGAGCGGGAGAGGAAACCGACUCACUUCGAGAGGGAGAACCCCAACAUACUGAUGCUAGACGGUGACGGCAGGUUCCAGAACAUGUGAACCAGCACAGGCGGUGGAGCGGUCGGAGGGGAUAUGUUUAAUAGUUAAAGCUCGUGUGUAUACAAGGUACUAGCCUCACUACUAGAUAGGGUCCACAUCCAGGCAAGUUCAGAUCAGGCUACUACCUACCGGAGGUACGUUCCCGUGGACACUAUUCUCACUUAGUUUUUGCAUCAUCAAACUAAACACAGCAAGUCAGUCGCUCAUUCUAAGCUCGUUGCUAGCGGCGUGUCGCGGAACCAAAGAAAUAUUCACGAGUUGUAAUCAUUAUAAUAAUAUAUGUCCUUACCAGCCGUCGCACACUCUGGGAAACUCGUAUGACUCGUCCCAAAACUCCGUACCGCGCUUAUUUCAAAACUAAAUAUUCUGUAAUUUUGCGCACAUACACGUGAAAGUAUAAGGUGUAAUAGAAAAAAAUAUAAUUUUGAAAAUUAUGUUAUUAAUUUAUUUAAUAAAUAAAACUUAAAAAAAUACAUGCAUUUAUAAGAAAAAUACAUUUUUUUUUGUAAUUUACUUGCAUUAAAUAGAAUUAAAUAUCGUUGUAUAAACAGCGUCUAACGUGAAAAAAAUAAUGUACAGAAUUCAACAGGCUCCUGUAGAUUUUCGUUGACAGCAAGGAGGGACUUGGCGUCAUCGAAAAGUGCUCUCGAUAUAAUGUGGUCAAAUAAGCUGGUCACAACUAUAUCACAACCACAAAUAAGUAUUAAUGAUACUCACCACUGUAAUGACAAUGUUAUCAAUUUUACCUUAACAUAUAACAGACGAUUAUGUGAGAAGUAAAAAGAUAUUGGAAAAAAAUAAAAAUGUUAUCUCGCGAUAUGUGGCAGAAAACGCGCCAGUAUGCGCAACUUUUUUUUUAUCUUUGUGUAAACUGAUGUGUAAAGAUCGUAAUACAACCAAUAACUCGACAGCGGCAAGCGGGUAAGUGUCUUUAAAAAAAAGGAACCCGAAAAUUGUACCACCUUAAACUAUAUUGCUUAAUUUUAAUUUAUUUAUUAUACAUAAUAUUACUUGACAAACUUUAUGAAAACAUUAUUAGCAUUUCAAAAAUGUGUAAUACUUAAACAUUUGUACCAAAAACUUUCUAGUACCGUGGCUUUGAAUUGUAGUGAUGUUUUGUGCUAAAAUCACAUCAUUGAACACGAGUCAGCUUUGAUGCCUUUUUAUAUACAUUAUGGUCGGCAAAAAAUAAUUAAAAAAAUAUAGAAAAGAAAGCUUAUUUAUAAGACUAAAUUAAUUAAUUAGUUUUACUCCAUAACAAUUUUCACGUGAAACGGUUUUGAGACGGCCUUGUACGAAGCGUUCCCAUAGUGUGUUGUUCCGUCUCGCUCUUUGUACAUAGUCUAUAUGAUACAUUUAAUCUUUACAGUAGGUGGUAGGAAAUCAGUCAAUAUUGUAAUCUGUGUCUCAUAUGCUAUAUAACUGUAAACCAAUGUCUAGACAAGUUUUAACUUUGAGAAAUUUCAGGCGUUUGGAUGAAAUUGCUUGUGUACUUAUAAUAUAAUUUUUUUAAGUCUUAAAACCUGUGAUCUUUAGAACACUUACUGAGAUAAAAUAUAAAUUGUAACUUAUUUAUGUAUAAAAUGUUUUGUUUUCAUUAUCUGUGUCUCAUAACAUGUCAGGCUAGUUGUAUGACUCUAUGUUAGUGUUGCCAGAUAUAAUGAAAUAACGUCCUCAGUGUGCUCCAGACAUAUAUCGAAAUAGUUUUCAUUCCAAGGCGUAGAUAUUUUACAACUUAAAUGUAUUUGAUCAUAAAGAUCUCUGAACCAUAAUUAAUUUGUGAUGUCACAGGGACUUGUUUCGUUCUGCCUGGUAUAUAUGUUUACUUGUGAUGCGUUCGGAUCUCUGUAUUGUACUCUUGUGGUCGGUUCAGGAAUGUAUGGCAUCGGUCUUAAACCGAUCGUGUGUCCGUUUAUAUAAAUCUGUUCCAUUUAUUGUAAACCUAGUUGUUACGAUUCUAAUUAUAAUAAACAUCUAAGUGUUCAA
Molecule: messenger RNA, 3565 nt
Organism: Danaus plexippus (monarch butterfly)
Lineage: Eukaryota; Metazoa; Arthropoda; Insecta; Lepidoptera; Nymphalidae
Gene: Fkbp59
Product: peptidyl-prolyl cis-trans isomerase FKBP4
Exons: 7
Coding region: 161-1579 (472 amino acids)
Molecular function (GO): peptidyl-prolyl cis-trans isomerase activity; protein binding
Source: RefSeq, a predicted model, not a curated record